UAUCCAUGGUGAACUCUGUGUUUCAGAGAUGACUGCAGAGCAGCAGUUCAGCUCAUAAACACACACACACACACACACACAGACGGAGGUGCUGAUCUUCAGUCCUGAAACCUCUGCCGAGAUGAAGCCUCUGGUCCCCGACCUGACCCGACCCGACGGACCCGACAGCAGGACGGAGAGCGCCGGAGAGCCGGAGGAACCAGACGCCUGGAGGGAGGCGGAGGAGAACGAUGCUGACGAUGAGGAGGAGGAGGAAGAUGAAGAAGAGGAUCGGCUGGUGCAAGCGUUCACACCGAACGUGAUGAUCCUGCAGUCGACGGGACGGGAACACACACAGAUCCCAGAGAUCCCGAUGGAGAAGAUCCCGAUGGAGGAGCAGAACUUCAUCCCCAGCGCUCCUCAGCACUUCCAGCCGGCCUGGAUCCAGCGGAUCGACAAACCUGAUGACAGCAGUUGUGUGGAGGUUGUGCGGUUGUGUGUGUGUGUAACGGCUGCCGCGCUCAUGUUCCCGUUACUAACGUGGGCCGGUUACAAGCUCCUCCCCUUCGACGCCCCUGCGCUCGACAGCACCCCCCUCAGGCUGCUCUACACACUGCGCUGUGCGUUCUUCGCCAGCGUGCCCAUCGUGCUGGGUGUGCUGGUCCAGGGCCUGUCCCGGCUGCGGUUCGGGACGCUGAAGCCUCUGUUCGACGGGACGUGGGAGAAUCGCGGGGUCGUCGUUCACGGACUCUUCGUUCGAGACUCGCUCCACCUCUCCCUGCUCUUCUUCCUCCAGCUCGCUGUCAUGGCGACCUACGCCCAACCGGACCUGCUCAAACUGGUGCCGCUGCUCACCAUCGUCUUCGUGUUCGGCAGGCUGAUCUACUGGGUGUGUGUGGCGUUCGGCAGCAGUGUACGAGCUCUCGGACUCGCGCUCUCGUUCCUGCCGCUGCUCCUUCUUCUGGGAGCAAACCUGUAUUUCAUCGGCUCUGUGGGCGGACCGGAGGCGGUGUUUCACGUGGCUCCGCCCCCCACAGCCCCGCCCCCAAGACUACGAUGGUGGGGGUGA
This is a messenger RNA of Rhinichthys klamathensis goyatoka, 1048 nucleotides long. RefSeq names its product transmembrane protein 79a (gene tmem79a). NCBI's taxonomy places the organism in Eukaryota, Metazoa, Chordata, Actinopteri, Cypriniformes, Leuciscidae. Gene Ontology annotation, cellular component: trans-Golgi network membrane; lysosomal membrane. The record is from RefSeq and is a predicted model, not a curated record. The transcript has 4 exons. Bases 122 to 1048 code for a protein of 308 amino acids. Gene Ontology annotation, biological process: regulated exocytosis.